ACUCUCUCUCCUUGUCACAGCCCAAGUAAUUUGAUCCGGCUGCAGGGCGUGUGACAAGGGAGGAGCGAGAACGUCGCGCUGCAGAGAAGUUGUAGUUUGGUUCCUUUGAGCUUCCUUCCGACGCUUGUAUGACGUUUAAGAAGCCGGAAGUAGGUUGCCAGCUGAUCGCAUUUACAGAUACAAUGUCAGAGGAUUCACAAAGAAAUUUCCGUUCGGUUUACUAUGAAAAAGUUGGGUUCCGAGGAGUGGAAGAGAAAAAGUCACUGGAGAUAUUAUUGAAAGAUGAUCGCUUAGAUAUUGAGAAGCUUUGCACUUUCAGCCAGAGAUUUCCUCUUCCAUCCAUGUACAGGAUUCUUGUUUGGAAGGUACUCCUAGGUAUACUCCCACCACACCAGGAAUCUCAUUCUAUUAUGAUGGAGUAUAGGAGGGAACAGUACCAGGACGUGCACCAUGCCCUACAAGUUAUCCGUUUUAUCAGUGAGACAACGCCCAAGAUUGAGGUAUUUCUCCUCAUGUAUCAUCUAGAGACUGGAAAGCUUUCUCAGUGUCAACCUUAUCCUAUGGAGCCAGAGGAUGACUGUUUCUUGGCCAUAGCAAGCACAAUGGAGGAGAUUGUGGACGAUGAUGUAGACUGUUAUUGGCUCAUUCGAAAUUUUGUAAAUCAUUUAGAUUCAAAGUUUAAGGAUUCCAAGCUUCAGCUGCAUAAAGCUUUUGAGCAUUACUUGAGUCUGGAAGAUAGCAGGUUGGUUGCUCAUCUCAAGGCCAGCAGUGCGCUUGAAAAGCUUCCAUAUGACCUUUGGUUCAAGAAGUGUUUUGCAGGGUGUUUAUCAGCAUCAAGCUUACAAAGGGCAUGGGACAAACUUGUCAGUGGAUCUUGCAAGAUUCUGGUAUUUGUUGCUGUGGAGAUUUUACUAACUUACAAGUUGAAAGUCAUGGCCUUAAAUAAUUCUGAGCGCAUAAAUACGUUUCUGGAAAAGAUUCCAGAAGACAACACUGACUCAAUAGUGAGCAAAGCUAUAGAUUUAUGGCAUAAACACUGUGGAAUUCCUGCUCAUAGUAUUUGACCAUAAGAAAGGCUGGUGUGUAAAUAGUAAUGCUUUUUAUUGUAUUUUAUAAAUGCAUCUAUACAGAAAAUCUCUAAACAGGAGAAAUAAAAUAUGUAAAUAUAAAA
Xenopus laevis (African clawed frog) is the source of this 1171-nucleotide messenger RNA. It is a transcript of the gene tbc1d7.L, whose product is annotated as TBC1 domain family member 7 L homeolog. Gene Ontology annotation, molecular function: GTPase activator activity. The transcript is spliced from 8 exons. Gene Ontology annotation, biological process: negative regulation of TOR signaling. The record is from RefSeq and is a predicted model, not a curated record. Gene Ontology annotation, cellular component: lysosomal membrane; cytosol; cytoplasmic vesicle. Lineage: Eukaryota; Metazoa; Chordata; Amphibia; Anura; Pipidae. The coding region runs from base 129 to 1064 and encodes 311 amino acids.